Taeniopygia guttata (zebra finch) is the source of this 2157-nucleotide messenger RNA. The record is from RefSeq and is a predicted model, not a curated record. NCBI's taxonomy places the organism in Eukaryota, Metazoa, Chordata, Aves, Passeriformes, Estrildidae.
AUGUGGAAGCAGCAGCAGGAGGCGAAUGCUCACGGGUAUCCCCGUCAGUGGCAGCCACUGCUGCACAAACGGCAUGGGCCUGCAGCAGGGCAGGGCUAUGGCCUAACACCCCAUCCAGCCGCAUGGGGUGUGCCGCUCUGCACUGCAACCCAGCCGUCAUGGAAGCACCUGGAGCACUCUGAGACAGAGGAGCUCAUCAAGGUGCAGGUAGGACAUGGGGGCAAAACCUGCAGCGACCUGUUGGCAGGCCUGGGCCCCUAUCUGCGGGAGAACAAGUCCAUCAAGACCUCCUCGAGAACCUCCAAGGGGAUAAGAGACCGCCAGGAGCCGCAGGGAAUUCCCUGGCCAGCCAAGCAAACUGUGGGUCGCAAGCAGCUGUGCACAGAGGAUGAUGAGGCUACGAUGCAUCGUCUACGGAAAAUGAGGGAGGAGCUCCAGGAGACAGAAGACAAAGUCUAUGAUGAGAUGUUUAGAGCCGUCUUUUCCGCACUGGACAAGAAAGAAAGCCCCAUGAGGUCCAGCAGUAUCCUCAGAGAUCCACCGAGCCCCAUCCUGGAGCCUGCUGCAGGCCAUUUGGAGAGGCACAGCGCAUUCUGUGUGACCAACGAUGCUGCAGGAGAGGCACCAAAGCACUCGGAGUUUGUGUCUCUUGACCAUUUGUUGGCCGAGCUGUGCCCUGUCUCUCAGGACUCGCUGUCCAGUGAUGCUCUCGUAAAGGAGCUCGUGGAAAACUGGGAGCAAGAGGAGCUCCCUGACAGAGAAGUGGCAGGAGAGAGGGACAGAGAGCCAGAGAGUGCCUUGUUUCUCCCUCCGCAAGACAAAGAAGGAUGUGUCCGCUGGGACGUGUCAAGUGUCACCCCAGAACUUGCUGAAGGCUCACAGGGGCUCUGCAGCAUUUUGGGCCUGACCAAAGACUCAGUGGGAGAGACAGACACAGAGACGGCACCUCCUGACCGGCUGGCACACCUGCGCUCUGCCUCUGGCCACGAACCCUCCUGCGACGCUCUUCUACACGAGAGCCUGGAAAGCUGGGAGGAAGGAAAGCUCCUUGGCAGAGCAGCAGCAGUAGAGAAGGACAGCGAGCUAGAGAGCCCAUUGUCUCUCCCACCGGAAGAAGAAGACGAAGAGCCAGCACCUUCUUCUCAGGAGAGCAAUCCCUGCGGCAAGGGGCACAGCGAGCCUGUUCCCAGGGCGCUGCCCGAAGAGCCAAAGGGGUUCAGGGUUUGCGCCUCGCCUGCCGAUGCCGCGGAGGAGGCCGGUGCAGCAGGCAUGGAGGCUGGCUGUGCCCGGGCUGCCCCUCCCCAGGAAAAGCCCUGUGGGGAUGAGCCGCCAGCAGGGCCGUGCCCGGUGCCUGCCCAGCCCCUGGCACGCAGCGUUCCAGCCUGCCCCGCUGGCAGCGCAGCCGUCCCGCAGCCCCCGGCCCCACGGCGAUGGCGCUCCAUGGCCAAGAGGGCCCGGCGGGCUCUGCGCCGCCUUUUCUCCUUCAGCUGCCUCUGCGGGCAGCCGGAGCAGUGAGCCCGGGGCCAGCACUGGGACGCUCACCAAAGAUGCCUCAGGGCUCACCCUGGGCACACUGAGCUCCCAGGGGCAGCGGCAGGUCCUGGAGACAGUCGCACCAGGAAGAGUAAAACACCUGAUGCACUGAAUGGAUGGAUGGCGCCCAAGGCAACCACCUCCUAAAGGUAGGUCCUGCUGCCGGCCCCAGCCCCUCACCCCCAAGCCAACAGCAAGGCAGCCUGGUCAGGGACAGCUGGCUAAGCAAGGAUGACAGCUGCCUGGUAGAAUCCCAGAGGAGCUUACUCUAGGCCUCGGCUACUUUUUCCAGGGACAUCCCCACCCUUCCCUCAAGGCUGCAUUAGGAGCUGACAACUUCUACUUGGGCCUCAGCCUUGCAGGAACCUCCGGGACUCCCAGUGCAGAGACAUGCAGGGUCAGGACGGACCGAGAGGAUGCUGCUGGAAUCAAGCAUCUUGGACUGACCUCUGCUUGAUCUCUCCCCUCCCCACCCUACUCUUGCUCUUCCACAUAUCACCCCACCCUCAGUCUUCCGCACAACAUCCUCACUCCUCACCCUCUUUUCUUCCCGCCCCCCUCUGUCCCAUCCCUAUCUCUCUUCCCCACCUAUCUUGUUCAAUAAAAUCCCCAUUGUUAACUUCU